AUGUUUCGCUCCCGUCUUCUUGCAGCCCAACUGGGUUUAUGCCUACUCGCUUUCUUCUUCCUUUCAUUUUCUAGGACCACCUCUGCCGCUCCGCUUGAUGCGCGAGGAGGUCCUGUCGGUGGAAGUGACCCCUUCAAGGAUCCCUCAUCCGGCGAGUCGUCAUCCGGCGAGUCGGAUCCCUUUAGUGAUUGCAAGGCGGAAGAUCUUGAUAUUGAUCCAUUCGAAGAUGGUCCCACAGCAGAUCGAACGGCAGGACUUGGAGUGGAAUUUGAAACUGGUGGAUUCUACUUUACCAGCGUUGGAAAUUGCGGCAAAGAGAACACUUUCGCAUCUAAGAAUAAGGCAAUUUCGGGCCAUCAAGCAACCGACUGGGACUUGACGGUCGACACUACGGCAGAAAUGAGCAACCGACUUGACGCGGAGUAUAUUUUGAAUGGCAAAAUCAUCAAGCUUGGUACAAACCAAGCCGUGCAAGCAGCAAAAGAUGUUGCGAGUGACAUUGAACGUUGGGAUCCCCACGCGACCUCUAAAAACAACAAAGUUGUUCUCGUGGACCCAGUCAAUAACCAAUGCAAAACUUGGGAGAUCAAGGACCCCCAAAGAACCGGUGGUUGGAAAUCCCUCAUGUGGCAAGCUCAGGCCACAGCUCCCCUACCGAUGGCUGCCCUUAAUGUCGUAUUCAAAUACGCAAAGACGUCAAACUCGUGGACUAAUCCUCUUUUGCCUGCAGCACAGCGCAUGGCAAAAGAUAUGGUCUGGGUCAAUAAGAACUUCUUCCAGAGCUCCCCACAAGGCAUCAAAGCUAAGGACGUCACGGCAGAGGAGAUGGCUUUCUUCUCCCUUGUUCUCUCUUAUGUCAAAACUGACCCCGAGAUUACAGCCAAGACAAGCUUCAAGAACAGGAGUCCCAUCAUGCCUCGGACAAACUUUGUGUCUUUAUUCGAAGGAGUAGAGUCUAGUCUGAAGGGCAAAGAUCUCUAUGAAUUGGUUCAAUUACUUGCAUGCUACAAGAAUGUCAAACCCGAUGGUCACGAUACUACCGAGGAGGAGAUGGAAAAGGUCGAGAUCGACGGCCUAUGGUGCAAAGGACCUCUUGACAAGCCAACGCCUCUUCCUAAUAUCAAUUCAAAGUGGACACUCACAGUUGACGGUGACACACCGUUCAAAAACAACAAAGAUCUCAAGGACAUAACGUCAUUUACUGUGAAAGACUGGAUGGAAGGAAUCCAAAACAAAGGCAGCAAGCUGGAGAUUGCCAGAAAAGCCCUUGGAUCUAUUGCGAAGGACAAAAAAGAGCCAACGGGUGCUUUGGAUCUGAUGGAAUUCUAUGAUAGAUGGUUCGAUCACCAGAUUGGAGCCUAUGGUGAGGUCAGAGAGCGCAUUUAUGGGAACCCGCACUUGUCCGUUCCUCUGUUUGAGUUCCGGAAUCUGGGCUCAGUUGGCAGCCAAGGAAUGGAGACCAUGGUGCGCAAGAUCGAGAACCAGAUUAUUCAGUAUCAUCACUCAUUUUCGACUUCGGGAACACCCACGAGGUCGUGA
Penicillium cinerascens is the source of this 1539-nucleotide messenger RNA. RefSeq lists its product as uncharacterized. Bases 1 to 1539 code for a protein of 512 amino acids. The transcript has 3 exons. The record is from RefSeq and is a predicted model, not a curated record. Lineage: Eukaryota; Fungi; Ascomycota; Eurotiomycetes; Eurotiales; Aspergillaceae.